ACCAUCGAUUGAAUUGAACAUAAAGGUAGCAGUCUUGAAUUACAUAAUCACAAAUGCCGGCAGUCCCAACAAUUUAAACAAAAUCAAACUCAAUUAAUACUCUGUGAGUCAUGGGCGGCGAGUCACGUUACGAGAUCCACCAAAAUGCCUACAUGAAGCUCGUCCUCCACGCCGUGAAACACAGGAACUCCGCCGUCAACGGUGUCCUCCUUGGUCGUUCCUCAGCCGACGGCGAUUCCGUCGAGAUCGUCGACUCCGUCCCCCUUUUUCAUUCCCAGAUCGGCCUCCUCCCUCCACUCGAAAUCGCUCUUAUCAUGAUAGAGGAGUAUUAUGCGGAAAAAGGCUUGACUGUAGCUGGAUAUUUUCACGCUAAUGAGAGAUACGAUGAUUUCGAGCUUGCUACUGUCGCUAAGAAUACUGGCGAUCACAUUACUCGAUAUUUUCCACAGGCUGCUUUGCUUCUGUUAGAUAACAAAAAGCUCGAGGCUUUACCAAAGGGAAAAGACCGGAGACCAGUGAUGCAGCUUUACAUUAAGGAUGCAUCUAGAAGUUGGAAGUUGGUAGGGUCAGAGGGAGGCAAUCAGCUUAGUAUCAAGGAGCCCUCCGGAAAUAUAGUUCUUCUGGAUUACCUUGCAUCUGAAAAAUGGAAGGAUAUCAUAGAUUUUGACGACCACCUUGAUGACAUCAGCAAGGACUGGCUGAAUUCAGAACUUUUCCAGUAACUUUUGACGGGGAAAGGAAGACAUCUUUGUUUCACACAAACUGGUGCUACGCUAUUCUUCUCUGCUCAGUUUUUUUUUUGGAAGACUAGCCCAUAAAACUUAGAUGAACAUCAAAUUCUGUUUGCAGGGAAUUUUAUUUAUGUACCAUAUUGAUAUAUUUAUCCGUUUCUUGAUAUGAUGACACAUCUCCAUUCAGAGAUUCCUGAAUUCUAAAUUAUCCGUAACUCUUAAAUUUGUUUCUUACAGGGUUGAUUCAGAACUAUUCAUCUUUUCAUCA
Messenger RNA from Olea europaea var. sylvestris, 999 nucleotides. Its product is annotated as ER membrane protein complex subunit 8/9 homolog. Gene Ontology annotation, cellular component: EMC complex. Lineage: Eukaryota; Viridiplantae; Streptophyta; Magnoliopsida; Lamiales; Oleaceae. The record is from RefSeq and is a predicted model, not a curated record. The transcript is spliced from 5 exons. The coding region runs from base 111 to 722 and encodes 203 amino acids.